AUGCGUGUGCACGAGAAGCGUGAGAACGUCCCGCAGGGGUUCGUCAAGACCGACACGGCACCCUCGAGCCAAGUUUUGAGCUUGCGUCUGGCGCUCGUGCAGAACAACCCUCAGGGACUCGAGGAUGCUCUGUACUCCGUUAGCACUCCCAGCAGCCCGAAGUACAAGCAGUACCUGUCCAAGGAGGAGGUUGAAGCCUUCGUCGCCCCCAAGCAGGAGAGUCUCGAUUUGGUCAACGAGUGGCUAUCCCAGAACGGCUUGACUGCCACGAAGGCUUCGCCCGCAGGCGACUGGCUUCAGGUCAAUGUCACUGUCGAGAAAGCCAACUCUCUCUUCGAUGCCGAGUUCGCUACGUUCAAGCACUUGUCGACUGACACAGACACCGUCCGCACUCUCGAGUACUCUAUCCCUGCUUCCCUCCAGGGUCACCUUGACUUCGUGCACCCCACAAUCAUCUUCCCAACGUCGCUUAACCGCAAGCCCGUUGUGGCUAUUCCUUUGCCUAAGGUCAAAUCCGUUGUCGCGGACGCCAACUUGACCAGCAACGCAGUCCCGUCGUCCUGCAGCACGACCGUGACUCCUGCCUGUCUCCAGGCGAUGUACGGCAUCCCCACGACCCUCGCUACGCAGUCUUCGAACAAAAUUGCCGUCACCGGCUAUAUUGAUCAAUACCCGCAAAAGUCUGACCUUAAGAGCUUCUUGGCCUCGCUGCGCAAGGACUUGUCCUCAUCUACGACUUUCACUCUUGAGACACUCGAUGAUGGAUCGGACCCCCAGAGCUCGAGCGACGCCGGCCUUGAAGCUAACCUCGACGUCCAGUACACGAUCGGUGUCGCCUCGGGUGUGCCCACUGUCUUCAUCUCUGUAGGCGACGACUCCAACGAUGGAAUCUUCGGUUUCCUUGACACCGCCAACCACCUUCUCGCCGAAACUACGCCUCCUCAUGUCAUGACGACCUCUUAUGGCUCUGACGAGAGCGACAUCUCGCGCUCGCUCGCCAACAACUUAUGCAACGCCUACGCUCAGCUCGGCGCCCGUGGCACGUCUGUCUUCUUCUCGUCCGGCGAUGGGGGUGUCUCCGGCUCACAGAGCCAGAGCUGCACUACCUUCGUCCCCACCUUCCCGUCAGGCUGCCCGUACGUGACCUCUGUCGGCGCCACCUCCGGCUACCCAGAGACCUCGGCCGCCUUCUCAUCCGGCGGGUUCUCUAACUACUGGGGUGUCCCCUCCUACCAGACCUCCGCGCACUCGACCUACCUCUCCGCGCUCGGCAGCACUAACAGCGGAAAGUACAACGCCUCUGGCCGCGGCUUCCCCGAUAUCGCCGCAGCAGGCCACUCCGUCGAGAUCUACCACCAGGGCUCCGCCGCAACCGUUGACGGCACGAGCUGCUCCAGUCCGAUCUUCGCGAGCAUCAUCACGCUGCUCAACGACGAGUUGGUGGCCGCCGGCGACAGCCCGCUUGGGUUCUUGAACCCCUUCUUGUACUCCACUGGUCUUAGCGCGCUGUCCGACAUCACAACUGGUGACAACCCUGGCUGCAGCACCAACGGAUUCCCAGCGAAGGCCGGAUGGGACCCUGUCACCGGCCUCGGUGUCCCCAACUAUGCUGCGCUCCGGACGGCGGCUGGCCUGUAA
Heterobasidion irregulare TC 32-1 is the source of this 1638-nucleotide messenger RNA. Its product is annotated as serine protease S53. NCBI's taxonomy places the organism in Eukaryota, Fungi, Basidiomycota, Agaricomycetes, Russulales, Bondarzewiaceae. Gene Ontology annotation, molecular function: tripeptidyl-peptidase activity; serine-type endopeptidase activity. Bases 1 to 1638 code for a protein of 545 amino acids. The record is from RefSeq and is a predicted model, not a curated record. Gene Ontology annotation, biological process: proteolysis. The transcript has 9 exons.